Gasterosteus aculeatus aculeatus (three-spined stickleback) is the source of this 4050-nucleotide messenger RNA. NCBI's taxonomy places the organism in Eukaryota, Metazoa, Chordata, Actinopteri, Perciformes, Gasterosteidae. The record is from RefSeq and is a predicted model, not a curated record.
CGUGAAGGAAUGUCCGCUGACGUCACUGCGUGUGUCUUUGAGAGGGCUGCAGCUGCCUGAGAGCAACAACAACACUGCGCCUUUAACGCCACGGAAUAUCCCCGUUAUCUGGACGUUCGUCGUGGAAGCACACAUCCGGUUACCGAACACGUAGACUGUGUUCGGGGGAGCAUCUGGGUCAGCGGGCCUUUAGUCGGUGGUCCCGGUGCAUCAGCGGCCCCGUCUCUUGCGGAAUAUACACACCGUGUCACGAGCAGGCACCGUGGGAACAUGCAGGGUAACGGGGCGGGACACAACCAGUACAGCCGAAACGGUGCGCAGAACAGCGAGCCGUCGUCCACUGGAGCAGCGCACUCUAACGGACUCCAGUCCGUCCCCAACAAUGCAAACACCGCGAGCAACAACAACAACAACAACGGAGGCUCUGCUCCGCCUGCGGACAACAACAGCCCGACGGAGGCUGGCGGGAGGAGGAAGAAGCGUCCGGCCCAGUCCGAGGAGGACGUCAUCCGCCUCAUAGCACAGCAUCUUCACCACUUGGGUCUCAACCAGACGGUGGACCUCCUGAUGCAGGAGUCAGGCUACAAACUGGAGCACCCCUCUGCCACCAAGUUCCGCAAUCAUGUCAUGGAAGGAGAAUGGGACAAGGCCCACAGUGACCUGAACGAGCUAAAGGCCUUGAUGCAUUCUCCGGGUGCUAUAGUGCGGAUGAAGUUCCUGUUGCUGCAGCAGAAGUAUCUGGAGUAUCUGGAGGAUGGAAAGGUCCUGGAGGCCCUGCAGGUCCUCAGAGCAGAGCUAACCCCUCUCAAGUACAACACAGAGCUUAUCCACAUUCUGAGCGGGUACCUGAUGUGCAGCCACGCCGAGGACCUGCGAGCCAAAGCAGAGUGGGAAGGCAAAGGCACGUCUUCAAGAACCAAGCUGCUGGACAAGCUGCAGACAUACCUGCCUCCGUCAGUGAUGCUGCCUCCUCGUCGCCUGCAGACUCUGCUGAAACAGGCGGUUGAGCUGCAGAGGGAGCGCUGCCUCUACCACAACACCAAGCUGGACAGUGGACUGGACUCAGUGUCUCUGCUGCUGGACCAUGCCUGCAGCCGAAAGCAGUUCCCCUGCUACACUCAGCAGAUUCUCACGGAACACUGCAACGAAGUCUGGUUUUGUAAGUUUUCCAACAAUGGCACCAAACUGGCAACCGGGUCCAAAGACACCACAGUCAUUGUGUGGCACGUGGAUGCGGUAAUGUCUCAUUUACUUAUUGUCAGUGUCUCUUCACAGCAGGAUAAACUAGCUGGAAUGCGAGGGUUGACAGGUUUUCCUGUUGGUCGGCAGGAAACCCAUCAGCUUAAGUUUAUGAAGACUCUGGAGGGCCAUGCUUAUGGUGUUUCCUACCUGGCAUGGAGCCCCGACGAUGCGUUCCUGAUAGCCUGCGGACCUGAUGACUGCUCUGAGCUGUGGCUGUGGAAUGUACAGACCGGGGAGUUACGGACAAAGAUGAGUCAGUCUCAUGAGGAUAGCCUGACCAGCGUUGCCUGGAAUCCAGAUGGGAAACGCUUCGUCACCGGCGGACAGAGAGGCCAGUUCUACCAGUGUGAUAUGGAUGGAAACUUACUGGACUCAUGGGAAGGAGUUCGGGUGCAGUGCCUGUGGUGUCUGAGUGACGGCCGAACCGUCCUUGCAUCAGACACACACCAACGCAUCCGUGGAUACAACUUUGAGGACCUGACCGACCGAAACAUAGUGCAGGAGGACCACCCAAUCAUGUCCUUCACUGUAUCCAAAAAUGGAAGAUUAGCUCUGCUCAAUGUUGCAACUCAGGGAGUGCACUUAUGGGACCUGCACGACCGGGUACUGCUGAGGAAGUACCAAGGGGUGACCCAGGGCUUCUACACUAUCCACUCCUGCUUCGGAGGGCACAAUGAAGACUUCAUCGCAAGUGGCAGUGAAGACCACAAAGUUUACAUCUGGCACCGGCGCAGUGAGCUGCCCAUCGCUGAGCUGACAGGUCAUACCCGCACAGUCAACUGUGUGAGUUGGAACCCUGUUGUGCCAGGACUGCUGGCGAGCGCCUCUGAUGACGGAACCGUUCGUAUCUGGGGACCCGCCCCCUUCCUGGAUGUCCAGGAUACAAAGGGGCACAAUGAAUGUUGCAGCAUGGACAGCUGCUGAUCCCGAGGACAAUCACACAUUUAGAAGUGACUGAAGGAAGCAGGAACAGCUUGGGUCAGAGGACGGCAGCGUACUGGACACGGGCCAUGGUACCAUCCUGGGCUACACAACCCUCAGUACCAUCCAGUACCACCCACCUCCUGCUAUUUAGCAUCAACUCCAUUAUGUAUUUAUGGGGGGUUCAUUGACUUGUGCUAGGCUCCGACGUAGCGGUGCCUUGUGGAGGUUGUGUGUUGUUAUUUUGAUCCCGUCUUGAGUCAAAGCUGCUCUGUUGAGGUUUCAGCUUUUUUCCUUUUUCACUGCCUGAACCUUUGUGAGAUAUGAACUGUAGGGCCAUCAACUUGAGGAACACCUAUGACCAUUUAAUGCAGAGUGGUGUUUAGCCACUUCUAGCAGGAAGGAAUGUGAUCUGAACAUUCCUGAAUAUGAUGAGCAUGUUGGGUAUGCUUUACACUGGACUGCUAUAGAACACAUGGAUGCCUUCUACAGCUGAUGUGUGGAGACUUGCAGAGAUCAAAGGAUGAUGUCAUAAUAAUGAUUUGGUAUAGAUUUGCUCUUGGUGUUGCACUCUUCACUACUUAGUCUUUGCUCAUUGGUCCUUUGUCUGUCGUCCCCUGCAUCCAGCAGUUUUCAUAUGAGUUGAAUUGUUACAUGUUUUAAGUUGAACUUAUUACGCUUUUUAGCUUUUUUUUGUAUUAUUGUAAGGCCAAUAUACUAAUAAUGGACAUAAAUACAAUUUCUUUUUACAAGCAAAACAGUUGAAAUGAUGAAGACACUUGCAAAUGACAAGGUUGUAAAAAAUGUAAACCCUACUUUUUAAAAUUAAAACACUUCCUGUGUCUUAAUUUAAAACCCAUCAGCCUCCAAAUUCCCAGUUCAGCUGGUGUUAUUGUUUUGUUUCAUAUUGUCAACAAAUCCAAAGCAGCAAUGCCUUUGACAGUGUGACCUGUGUGACACUCAGCUGUUGGCCCCUUGGUUCCUACUGAAGCCCUGCUGGAACAUGUGUGGUCAUUUCCUAACAGACAUUACUCCGACACACGGGUCGCUGAAUGACUACAAAUGUGGUGCUUUUGUGAGUAUCAUGGCAGCAGGACGGUAUAUGUGGGAUUGAGUCCAAAUACGGUUCAGUGUGUGUUGACGGUGAUGAAGGAACAUAUCACCCAGUGUUUGUGUAGUUUUUAGUCAACAAUCUAUGACACAGAUGAAGAUCUAUCGAGCUUUGAUACACACACAGUACUCAUUUUUACGGGGAAGGUGCAUGAGAUUUGUUAAGGAAUCAAUUAAAGAAAGAAUAAAAGAAAAGUUUAGGACUUUAGUAAGCUGAGGAGACUGGAACAAAAUGAUCUGUAACAAUCAUUUGUACAGUUGUACAAGUGUAACAUAAUGCUAAUAUAAACUUCUACAGAGUCAAAAUAAUUAUCUUAGCUAAUCUAGUAUUCUGUGAAACACGUGCUGUGUAAUUGUUUGUAAUGGCAAACAAGAUGAUGUGUUUUUCGGGGUUCCCAUGAGCCUGGAUUCAGAUUACAAAAGGUGUCACAUGCUCCUUCAGAGCUCCAUACCUUCACUACACUGUAGUACUGUGCCAGAAAGCAGCACAGUAAUACGUAUUUGUACACAGUAAGGGAUGUCAGACACUUAAUUCAACCCCAGAUAUGGUGUUCUACCCUCUGUUUGUUCAGACUACUCCAGGCUUCUCUUCUUUUGUGUUUUUGUCAGAAGAAGAAGUCAAAGUAUGAAGUUGGUUUGCUUGCAGGGAGUUUCUGUCAGAAACCAUUUGGUAUUUUAAAUAUUAAUUCAAAAUGUGAUUGUACUGUGGUGUAUUAUCUGUCGGAGAAAUGUCAAGUAAACAUAUUUUUAAUAAAGCAUUCAGGGUUUUAAAAUGUA